Nanorana parkeri is the source of this 1452-nucleotide messenger RNA. It is a transcript of the gene KCTD12, whose product is annotated as potassium channel tetramerization domain containing 12. Gene Ontology annotation, biological process: regulation of G protein-coupled receptor signaling pathway; protein homooligomerization. Lineage: Eukaryota; Metazoa; Chordata; Amphibia; Anura; Dicroglossidae. Gene Ontology annotation, cellular component: presynaptic membrane; postsynaptic membrane. Gene Ontology annotation, molecular function: protein binding. Bases 237 to 1223 code for a protein of 328 amino acids. The transcript has a single exon. The record is from RefSeq and is a predicted model, not a curated record.
CUCCCUCAAUCACAAGCACAGGCGAAGAAGAGCAAGGAAACGAGCCAGUCUGCUCUUCGCUUUCACUGCAUCUUGCAGUCUCUGCAACUAACCUGCAGAGACGGAUACCUUAAGCACUAAACCCAAAUCUGAUGUUCGUAACUUGUUGGACUUCUGCUUUGCUUUUCAUUUCCUUUUGAAGCCCUUUUUGGAGGGGGAGUAGGAUAAGUGAAGACUUUGACUCCUCUGUAGCUGCCAUGGCUUUGCCAGACACUGCACGUGGAUUACCCAAUGGAGGCGGUGGAGGAGGCAGUGGAGGAGGCAGCUGCACAGUGGCCCUGGCCACGGAUGCUUUGUUCCCUGAAAUAGUGGAACUAAAUGUUGGUGGACAAGUUUAUGUGACUCGACACACAACUCUAGUGUCAGUGCCGGACUCUCUUCUCUGGCGUAUGUUCUCCCAGCAGAAACCAGGAGAGUUGGCCAGGGACAGCAAAGGUCGUUUCUUCCUUGAUCGGGAUGGCUUCUUGUUCCGUUAUAUCUUGGAUUACCUGAGAGAUCUGCAGCUUGUUCUGCCUGAUUACUUUCCAGAAAGAAGCCGGCUGCAAAGAGAAGCUGAGCAUUUUCAGUUGUCUGAACUAGUAAAACGCCUGAGCCCCCUGCGAAUCAGUAAGGACAGCUCCAUAGGAGGCGAAGAACCCCCUUUGCUCCUAACACCAGCAGCAGGUCAAGAUUCUGACUUGGACCCAGCAGGCAUUCCAGUCUCACCCUCUCCUGCAGCUGGGGUGCCCUCCCCUACGUUAGAUCCAUAUCGUUUCAAUGCAUCCUCUUCUUGCAGCCCUGCCUCAGUUCCUCGCCUGACUCCUUCCCAGUCACUUGAAGGCAAAAGAUCUGGAUAUAUAACAGUUGGCUACAGAGGUUCUUACACCAUAGGACGGGAGGCACAAGCUGAUGCUAAGUUCAGAAGAGUUGCACGUAUCACUGUCUGUGGUAAAACCUCUCUGGCGAAAGAAGUGUUUGGCGAAACCUUAAAUGAAAGUCGGGAUCCUGAUAGACCUCCUGAGAGGUAUACAUCCAGGUACUACCUUAAGUUUAACUUUCUGGAGCAGGCUUUUGACAAGUUAUCUGAAGCUGGCUUCCAUAUGGUGGCAUGCAGUUCCACUGGGACAUGUGCAUUUGCCAGCAACGAUCAGAGUGAGGACAAAGUGUGGACCAGCUACACCGAAUAUGUCUUCUGCAGAGACUGAACCUUUUAAGCAUUUUAAGAUGCACAGGAAACACACUGUCAAGCUCAUUCUGCCAUAUAUAGUACGCCUUCUGAUCUCCGAUCCAUACAAAAUGAUGCCGUUUUUUUAAGCACACACGAGAGAUUGGUAUAUUCAUGCUCUUUCUUUUUAAGUUAAUAGGAAUCAAUUUCCUGGACAGCACAAUAUUCGGUAAACUAAGAAUGUGGUGAAUUACUGUAAGAUCUCCCUU